CAGUAAAUCUACAGCGUAAGAUUAGAUACAAAAAUCGGCGAUUUCUUGAUUUCUCCCAAAUGGCCGCCGAGGAACCGACAGUCGAGGUAGGCGCAGCGUCGGAGACGGCGGAAGGAAAUCCCGGAGAGACCAAAGCCGCUACGAAAUCCGGCAGAGCACGGAAAGCUAAAGAAUCUAAGCCAAAGAAAGCUGCAGCUCCGAAGAAGCCACGAGCAUCUUCUACUCAUCCUACUUAUGAAGAGAUGAUAAAGGAUGCGAUUGUUAGCUUGAAAGAGAGGACGGGUUCAAGUCAGUACGCCAUUUCUAAAUUCAUAGAAGGGAAACAGAAGCAGCUUCCUUGGAAUUUCAAGAAGCUUUUGCUCUUCCAUUUAAAGAAGCUUGCCGCCGCUGGGAAGUUGACUAAGGUUAAAAAUUCGUAUAAACUACCUCCGGAGAGCUCUUCGAAGCCGGCGACUACUGUUUCUGCUCCGGCCAAAAAGAAACCAGUUGCUACUAAGGCGAAGUCUAAGCCUGCUUCGAAGGCUAAGGAAGGGAAGAGUGUAAAAUCUGGCUCUAAAGCUCCGGCUAAGAAGAACACUCCUAAGCCCAAGAGCAAGCCGGCGGCCAAACCAAAGGCUGCUCCUAAGGCUAAGCCUGCUCAGACGAAGACUAAGGCGGUGGCUUCUGUGAAGCCGAAUAUUACUCCGGCAGCCAGGUCGAAGGCUGCAGCCAAGCCUAAGGAUAAGCCGGUCAAAGCUGCGAGGACUUCGACAAGGAGUACUUCUGGGAAGAAGGCGGCUCCUCCUCCUCCUCCUCCUCCUAAGCCAGCUGCAAAGAAAGCUCCGGCGAAGGGCGUUAAAACGAAGAGUGUCAACUCACCGGCAAAGAGAACCACGACGAGAAGAGGAAGGAAAUGAAAGAAAGAGAGGCUAGUCAUUAUGGGGGUGGUUUUGUAAAUUCGAGUGUUGCAGCUUAGUGAAUGUAUUUGGGUCAAUGUAUUACCGA
Molecule: messenger RNA, 984 nt
Organism: Hibiscus syriacus
Lineage: Eukaryota; Viridiplantae; Streptophyta; Magnoliopsida; Malvales; Malvaceae
Product: histone H1-like
Exons: 2
Coding region: 60-896 (278 amino acids)
Biological process (GO): negative regulation of DNA recombination; nucleosome assembly; chromosome condensation
Cellular component (GO): nucleosome; nucleus
Molecular function (GO): nucleosomal DNA binding; double-stranded DNA binding; structural constituent of chromatin
Source: RefSeq, a predicted model, not a curated record